Messenger RNA from Asterias rubens (European starfish), 3555 nucleotides. Its product is annotated as sodium/hydrogen exchanger 9B2-like. Gene Ontology annotation, cellular component: membrane. The transcript has 10 exons. The record is from RefSeq and is a predicted model, not a curated record. NCBI's taxonomy places the organism in Eukaryota, Metazoa, Echinodermata, Asteroidea, Forcipulatida, Asteriidae. Gene Ontology annotation, biological process: proton transmembrane transport. Bases 97 to 2058 code for a protein of 653 amino acids. Gene Ontology annotation, molecular function: antiporter activity.
UGAACUCGUAUCGUACGAUCCGACAGUAUUUUCGUCCAUGGUUUCCCGCAAUUUAUUGGCGUAUGCAUGAGAUAAAGAGCCUGAGCUAUUAUCAAGAUGUCAUCACCGGUUAAGAGGAAUCUCGGACACAAGGGGAAUGUCUCUCCAGACCGAGGGAUUCCCGACCAAGGGACUGAGUAUGCGGAUCCUCACCAAGAGGUCAUAUAUGCCACACCGGGUCUACCUAAUGUCUACGAUUCCCCUGAAAAAGGCAAUGUUUAUGCCACUCCAAGCCAGAGCCCCGUCCACAGUAGCAAGCCAGGCUCCCCUGCCAUGGAGUGGGAUGGUUACCAGACGCAGGUUUCUCGGGGGACCGAGGGAAGUGAUCGGUGGGACCGCACCCCACCUGAGAUCCCGCAGUUUGAUCUGGACUCUGAAGAUCGGGAUCCCGACUCAGAUGAUGAUGGUAGAGAUGAGGCGAUUAGUGGAAGUCACUGUUCCGCCUCGUGCCUGGUGUUCUGUCGGCCGUGCAUGACUGAGCAUAACCCUUUACCCAAUAACCCAUCGGUGUGCACCCGGUUGAAACAUUCACUGAUGUGCCCACCCCAUGGGAGAGUAUCACGGGAUGUGACGUUGGUUCUGUUUGUGUUGAUGUCAUGGGGUGUGGUGUGGGGUAUGACAGGGGAUGCGGCUCUGCCAGGGGGGAACUUCUUUGCAUUGUAUGUGUUGGUGAUAUGCUGCAUGGUUGGAGGCAUUUUGAUCAAGCUUGUUCGAUUGCCAGCUCUAUUAGGUAUGCUCAUUGUUGGCUUCAUGCUCCGAAACAUCCCCUACAUCAAUGUUGCAACACACAUCGAUAAGAACUGGUCUUCAGCUCUCCGCAGUGUCGCCCUGGUAGUGAUCCUCCUAAGGGCGGGGCUUGGGCUAGACGCCAAAGCCUUGAAGAGUCUCAGCAUGGUGUGCUUGAGGCUGUGCUGCACACCAUGUUUAGUUGAGGCUUGUACUGUGGGCGUUGUGUCUCAUUUUCUACUGGGCUUCCCAUGGGCCUGGGGAUUUAUGUUGGGUUUUGUUCUUGGAGCAGUCACUCCAGCUGUGAUCGUCCCGUCCUUGCUGUCACUUCAGAACAGAGGGUAUGGUGUCACAAAGGGUAUCCCCACCCUGGUGAUCGCUGCAGCUUCCUGUGAUGAUGUACUGGCCAUCAGUGCCUUCGGGGUUAUCCUUGGUGCAGCUUUUGCAACAGGUGACCUUGUCUACAACAUAUUUCGUGGGCCAUUGGAGCUUGUAAUUGGUGUUGCUUUUGGCUGUAUAUCUGGUGUUGUGUUAUGGUACUUACCAGACAGGUUUCAGACGUCCUUUGUGAUGAGACAAACUCUUUUGCUCGUUGGUGGCGGACUGUUUGCAGUCUUUGGGAGCUCAGCGUUGAAGUUUUCCGGAGCUGGAGCUCUUGGCUGUCUCACUAUGGCAUUUGUUGCUGGACAUGGAUGGAAAAAGCAAAGGGAGCCAGUAGAGAAGUACAUCGGAUGGUUAUGGCUGCUCUUUGAACCACUUCUGUUUGGAUUAAUUGGUGCAGAGGUGGACAUUAAUUCCAUUCAACCUGCGACUAUUGGUCUUGGAAUUGCUACACUAUUCAUUGGUUUGUUCUUCAGGCUAAUAGCCACCUUCCUAGCCGUCUGCAGAGCCAAGAUGAACUUGAAAGAAAAGAUAUUCAUCUCCCUCGCUUGGCUGCCUAAAGCAACUGUACAGGCAGCGAUUGGGCCAGUGGCUUUAGACACAGCUAUCAAGCAUCAAGCUGGAGAAGAAUUUGUACUGCUUGGAACACAACUUUUGACUGUUGCAGUACUGUCCAUCCUUAUCACUGCGCCUUUGGGGGCCAUUGCCAUAGCGAUGACUGGUCCACGCCUCCUCAGUAAGACCGCAAACGAAAAACCUGUCAACAACAACAAGCGCAGAAUCGAGAUCCAUCAUAUAGGGUCACCCAUAAGUGAUGAGGUUGUGGAACUCUCCCCAGUGCACCCUGGACCGGAGCAUUCCAUUCUGCUGAGGAGGGGUGUUGAGGCUGGCAUUACUGAUGAUACGCUGUAACCAGAAAAAGAGAGUGUGUGGUUUAGUAUAAAAUGCAAACAAUGUGUACAGUUGAAGAUACCUUUCCAGGCUGAUAGUGUCCAUAUUCUACCACAUUAUUUUUAAUAUUAUAUAAAAGUAUAGAUCUAUAUUGAGGUUGGGUUAUGAAAAGUACUUAAAACCAGUUGGUCAUGUGAUGUUCCCGUGGCGUUUCGGCUGCCUCGCUCCGCACUUGCAUUGUGCCUUCGAAAAAAAUUCCUAUUUUUUUUUUUCAACGGGCAGUUGCAUGCCUGUGAAUUUCAACAUGUCGUUUGUGCACAACUUGUGCUCUUGUGUUCAAUGUCAAAACAAAAUAACACUCAGAGUCGUAGAUGCAGGCUUCCAUUAACUUAAUUAGCGUCCUUACUGGGAUCAAACAAAGACCUAAUAGUCUCCAGGGAACUUACUUACACUUAAUUCUAACCUACACAAUUUGUCACUGUUUCAAAUUCUACCGAGGGAGCAUCUCAAAAAUCAGGCCUGUAUUAGAAACAUUACAUGGUUCCCGAAAGGCAGAUGGUUGAUAGCAAUCGAUGAACCGCCAGCCAGAACGUUCGGCUGGACAGCAACAUUUGUUCGAAAGUUGGGAACAAUCCUACCCGCGCAUUAGCAUUUUAGACAUUCCAAUGAAACGUUCCGACGGUCCAACUGACCAAUGGAUGUACACGCACUUCAUCCGUUCCUACGAUUCGAGAUGCUCCUGUAAUAAUAGCAUUGUCUUUCCAUGUAUUCUAAACUACCUCACUUUUGAACCCUUUCAUUACCAAUAUUGAGUGUAUGCUACAACUUGUUCAUUUCUGUUUAUCUGUGACUGCUACUGAUGACUGUGACUAACGAGUGGUCUAGUGCACCGGACUCGUAUUAUGGUGAUAUGAUUAGCAGAGCUUGGGUCGUGUCCUGGUCUUGACACUUGAGCAAGCCUUUUGACCACUAUUGCUUUGCUCUUCAGAUGGAACAAAAGCUGUAGGUCCUGUGUGUUGUGUAAAGCACAGAAAAGAACCAAGCACACUUAUCGUUAAGAGAAAGGGUUUGCCCGGUCAUUUUUUUUUCUGGCAGUUUGGCUGCGAAAUGCCCGAAUCACCUUGCAAAACCUUACAAAAAAUGGGUCUUUAUAUAAGUUCUAAACUGGCGCUUUUAAGUGUUCAUUAAAAUCAUGUUUGCCAACUUGGCUACUGGAGCUGCAUACUCCUAAGGAGUUGAGAUAUUUCCAGGGAUGCCAGGACGUGAUAAACAUGAGUAGUAGUGUACAAUGUAUUAAUAAUCGGUUUAAAUGUUUCAUUUAAAAAAAAGGUACGUCGUCACAUUUGGUAACAAAGAACCAAUAUAAAUGGGUUUUUUUGGUGAAUGAAAGGGUUGGAAAGUUUCACAGCACCGAGAUUUCCGACCCAUGUAUUCUUUAUUUUUGAAUAAAUUCUGUGACUUCCACGUAAUAUCAUAUUUGCCAUGUAUACAUAUUCAAUGUACUAUGUAAAUGUAGCU